This is a messenger RNA of Periophthalmus magnuspinnatus, 1639 nucleotides long. It is a transcript of the gene mydgf, whose product is annotated as myeloid-derived growth factor. Gene Ontology annotation, biological process: positive regulation of angiogenesis; positive regulation of endothelial cell proliferation. The record is from RefSeq and is a predicted model, not a curated record. Bases 80 to 562 code for a protein of 160 amino acids. The transcript has 6 exons. Lineage: Eukaryota; Metazoa; Chordata; Actinopteri; Gobiiformes; Gobiidae.
GUCAUAUCUACGUGACAAAACACACCGGUGCUGCCGAGCUCUGCACAGUUUCGAGGCGGAUCCAAAGGCGGCCACAAACAUGUUUUGCACAGUCAAUUUCUCAUCUUUGGCGUUUAUUUUUGUUUUAGUGCUCGCCACAACUGAAGCUUCUUCGGCGAAGACCAAGACGGUGGAAUUUAACGUGAAACCCGGAGGGGUGGUACACACUUUCACAGAGGGAAUUGACAAAUACGAAUGUUCAUUCACAUAUGCUGCACAAGGGGGAACCAAUGAGGACUGGUUGAUGAGUGUUGGGCUCAGUGAUGAUGACAUGCUAUUUUCUUGCUCUUUGUGGAGGCCACAGGGAAAAUCAUACCUGUUUUUCACUCAGUUCAAAGCAGAACUGAAAGGAACCAAAAUCAAAUAUGCCAAUGCAUAUUCACAGACAGGACACAGUGAGAUGCUGCUGAAGCCAGAGGAGUUUACCAUAGGUGACUCUACAGUGACCCACACUGAUGGAAAGUUCAGUGCUCAGCUCUCAAAGCUCACUGUGAUUGGACAAAUAGGACAUGAUGAGCUGUAACUGGUCAGGAGCCUGACUGUGCUUCAACUGCACGGGACCAGAGUUUGAGCCCUGUAGUGGAUGAAGGACUCUGUGACUCUCCUGAGUGACACUUCAAAGAGACAGCGCUGUGAAAUUCAGCUUUUAUCAUGGCAGCGCUGUAUUUUGUUACAUUAAUUACAUGCUCUUUCUACUACAAUGGGUGUGUCUGCAAAUGAGCACAGCUAGACAUAAAACAGUUUUUUCUUUGUCCUUCUCUGAUUUAAAACCUGUUUUUUCUCAUUUUCAUUGGGAUUUAGUAAAUAUGUAUUGUAUAGAAGCCUGGCAUGGGGGGUUUGUAGGGUAUAGAUUACAUAUUUAGAGUAGGCCAGGAUUUAUCCCAUGGUUUGUAAUCCUAAACAGAAAGUGAAUAAUAAUCCCUAAUAUCAUCAGCAUACACACACACACACGGUUACAUUUAUGUCAGCCCUAUUUUGUUCUGAGCUGCUAUUAAGAAGAGCUCUUUCUUCCUUCUGUUUAUCUGGAUCUGCUCUACAUAGCUCCUAAGCUUCACAUAUGAUCUCAACAGGAACAUUAAUAACUUAUUUUUAUAAGAUGAAGAAAUACUCAAUAAUUACACCAAACCCAAGCAAUCUAAAUUCACGAUAAAAAAGAAUGAUUAAUUUAUACCAUAGCACGAAACCUGUGGAGCUCUAUGUACUCUUGCUGCACAUUUUAGAUUCAUAAAUUCCUUUUUUUUACAAGUUUUUUCUGUUUGUAAUACCUCUACAAAUGCACUGUUUGAAGUUCAGCUAAAAAUUCAUUCAGAAGGAGUGGGUUUGCACUGACAGGCAGAUGCCCUGAAGCUUUCAUCCUGCAGAGCCACAUGUGCAGAUCAGCAGGGAUAUCGUCAAAGUUUCUGAAGUAGCUCAUUAUCACGGGUCCCUGUCCAGACACCGGGACUUUCUUAUGUAAAGAACGACCUUUAUCUCGCACCCAUUGAUCCAGCCUUAGAUCCCCACCAGUGUCCAGAGAAUGACUUCUGCCAUUGAUUUCAGAUUGGAGGAUUUAGGUGAUUUGAAGUUGUUAGGUUAGCGACAUGCAGUAUGUACCUUGUUA